CACCUUGGCCAGGACUUCAUUUCAUUGACCAAAGGCCGUUGCCGCAGACCCCUUCUCUGUCACUCUCGAGUCGGAAUCAUAGCUUCCUCGCCCCAUUCCAUGUCCUUCAGCUUCAACUUCGCCUCUUCAGGCGACGACUUCGACAAUGACGUCCUCAUGGGCGGCGAUCCAUCUGCCUCGACCUCGUCAUCACAGAAUCCACCAUCAGCUCCGGAACUGCAGAUCUGCCCCGCCAAACCUGGUGGCAAUGACCUCCCAUCUUCCUCCUCGGUCCCAAGCAGACGUCUUGACCUGGACGAGAUGCUCGACUCAUUACCAGACCGGAUUUCCUACUCUUGGGUGCAAGUACCGCUUCCACCACUAGAAGGCGAAUCUGCACCUUCAUCCUCCUCCAGUAUCUACCUGCCUCGUCGAGACCUCUUUGACGCCCGCUUUCAGAUCCUCCACGAUGACGAUGAUCAAGAUUCAGAUCCUUCAGCGGGAGCAGCAAAGAGCCAAGAAGACGAUGCAGCGGAAUCAGCUGCGGUGGUGGGGACGGAAAGUGAUCUGAUACCGGGCUUGUAUGAGGGAGGCUUGAAGACGUGGGAGUCUUCGGUCGAUUUGGUUGGGGUGCUGCAUGGGAUGAGUCAAGGAGAGGCGGAGGGGAGAAGAUGGAGAGGGAGGAUCGUUGAGCUUGGAUGUGGUACCGCUCUACCUUCGAUGUAUAUCCUGCGGCACCUGAUACAGCAAGACGUUCCAGUCCAAGGCAGCGCGGCACCUUCUGCCACCUACCUUCAUCUCUGCGACUACAAUGCAAAGGUGCUUCAGCUCGUCACGCUCCCCAACCUCCUCCUCGCCUACCACUUUGCGCGACAUCAACACGACCAGGCAGUCCCACCACCGAACGGCGAGCUGGAUCUGGACCCUCAGCUCCUCUCACAAUUCCGUAACGACCUGACGAACAAAGGAGUGGAGAUCAGCUUCCAUGCUGGGCCGUGGGACGGGCUGAGACUCGACGACAGGUCAGGGCUUCAGGAGCAGCCAUACGCCAAUCUGGUCCUGACGAGCGAGACGACGUACCGCCAGGACGUAGUACGGUCACUCGUUGCCACCAUGCGCUCACUACUCGUUGGUGUCGGCGAAGGAGAGGCGGACGGUGUAGCUCUUGUUGCAACCAAGGACUACUAUUUUGGCCUCGGCGGAGGGGUCAUGGCGCUCAAGGAUGCCUUGAGUGAGGACGAUACUGCUCACGCUCAGAGUGGUCGUCUAGCACAAGUCGAGACAAGAAGUCAAAGUACGGCUGGCGUCAAGAGGAGCGUAUUGGCUGUUUCAUGGCCGAGAGUGCCGUGAGCCUCAUCUUCUGCUUUGAUGGACUUAAAUCAUCGUCAAUUGCAAUUGUACAAAGAAACAUCAUGGCUUGAUGAC
Jaminaea rosea is the source of this 1404-nucleotide messenger RNA. RefSeq lists its product as hypothetical. Gene Ontology annotation, biological process: peptidyl-histidine methylation, to form tele-methylhistidine. NCBI's taxonomy places the organism in Eukaryota, Fungi, Basidiomycota, Exobasidiomycetes, Microstromatales. The coding region runs from base 100 to 1329 and encodes 409 amino acids. The transcript has a single exon. The record is from RefSeq and is a predicted model, not a curated record. Gene Ontology annotation, molecular function: protein-L-histidine N-tele-methyltransferase activity.